Naegleria fowleri is the source of this 738-nucleotide messenger RNA. RefSeq lists its product as uncharacterized. The transcript has a single exon. Lineage: Eukaryota; Heterolobosea; Eutetramitea; Acrasida; Naegleriidae. The coding region runs from base 1 to 738 and encodes 245 amino acids. The record is from RefSeq and is a predicted model, not a curated record.
AUGCCCACCUCACCAGCAACCACAUCCCGAGUCGUUCCCUCAACGACUGCUACCACUCCAAACCGAAUCAUCACCACCACAACUAGCACAACAACUACCCACACAGUGGAUCCUUCCAAUACUCUUCUCCAUCGACAAAACACUCAAUUCUUGGUAGCCUCUAUCCUCGUCACUCUGUGUUCCUUAACAUGUUUAAUUGCCUUUGUCAUUGUGUAUGUGGUGUAUGUGGUUGUGAGUUUGAAACGUGAACAUGAGAAUGAGCAAACAGGUACCACCACCAUCAAUUGGGAAGGCUUUUAUUCAUGGCCUCUCUAUGUGGUCAUUGUUUCUGUCGUUCUCUUUGUCUUGUCUUUGAUUUUACUCAUCAAGAGGUAUCAACUAAUGAUUCGACGAAGAAUGGAACAACGACAGCAAGCAGAAGUAGAGAGAAUGGAAUUAGAGAGAGCUAUGAAUGCAGAAACAAUUCGAGUGCCAACCACUAUCUCAGGAAGUGGUACAAUGGUAGAAAUGAAAUUGCCUCCGAAUGCGAAUGUGAGAGAUUUCAGACAAGACGGAAGCACCAUGCAUGGUACGCAUGAACAAACACAGAUGGACCAACCUUAUGUGAUGAGAGAACCUGGAGUGGUCAUGCCCUCCACGAGCAAUGUUCAACCGAUUCAAUUGGGAGUGAAUCAUGAGUCGCAGCAGCCAGCAGUUCAAUAUACAUUCAAUAACAAUCUGCCACCAUCGAUUGUGUAA